Messenger RNA from Schistosoma rodhaini, 261 nucleotides. Lineage: Eukaryota; Metazoa; Platyhelminthes; Trematoda; Strigeidida; Schistosomatidae. The record is from the annotation of a GenBank genome assembly.
AUGCAGUAUGGAGCACCAUUGUAUGAUGAAUUCAUAUAUGCAGCUCGUACAUUACAUUCAAGUUUUGGUAGACAACAACGUCGUGUUGAAAGAAAUCCGGAAACAUUACUGAAAACAAGUUCAAUACGCUUUGUCCAACACACCUUCAUUACCCAAGACCUAGACACUCCUUUAAAUUAUUUAGUCGAGUUUAGAAUAAUGGAUAAUAAUCUCGCAAUAACAUUGCGCACAACAAAUCAUACUCUAAAAGGAGAAUCAUGA